Messenger RNA from Coprinopsis cinerea okayama7#130, 1539 nucleotides. RefSeq lists its product as hypothetical. Gene Ontology annotation, cellular component: SCF ubiquitin ligase complex. Lineage: Eukaryota; Fungi; Basidiomycota; Agaricomycetes; Agaricales; Psathyrellaceae. Gene Ontology annotation, biological process: SCF-dependent proteasomal ubiquitin-dependent protein catabolic process. The record is from RefSeq and is a predicted model, not a curated record. The transcript has 2 exons. Bases 136 to 1539 code for a protein of 467 amino acids.
CUUCUACAAGACCCGGGGAUCAUGGCGUCCCAAGUACUUAAUCAGAGCUCCAACGCCCAGCAAUAAUCGCAUUUUGUCCUCUGAGGACUCUGCACGACAGGUUUCGUGACGCACGCGAGAGUCGACUGCGCGAAUAUGGACGACAGCGCCCUAGCUAUACCGCUCAAAGACAUUGGAAUCAAGCUAUGGACAUGGUUCAUCCCGCUUAACCAGCUCUCAGGUCCCUCGAUGGGUCCCUGCAAGAUCGACAUGCUCCCGUUCGAGAUCCUAGAAUCUAUCUUUCUCCAUUUCCAAGCCGACUACGCCGUCGAUGUUCCUUCUCCAACCCCCUUCAAGCCCUCGGGCCCACGCAAGGUCGCUGCAGCCCCAGUUGUCCUCGGGGCCGUCUGCUCGCACUGGAGGGCUGUCACGCUGUCCAUACCCACCCUGUGGUCCAAGUUGUGGAUCACGGUGCCGCGGGUGGACGACAUCACAUACGUGAAUCGCUGGGUCUAUCGGUCGGGGCUCCACUGUCCUCUAGACCUCCGUCUCGACGAGCCCUUGUCGCUGUCAGGAUCGGGCCCAGACCCCGUCGUCCUGUCCCUUCUACACACUGCAAUCUCCCAAACCCACCGCUGGCGGCACGUCGAGUUCCACCUCAAGUAUUCCGUUGACCACUUUCUCCAAGCCGUUGCCCACCGUCCGCUGCCGGUCCUGCGCACGUUCGGGCUCAACUUCCCUUCCUCGUGGCAACUGCAACAGUCGCUAUACGCCGCUCCUUACCUCACCUCCCUUCGAUACGCAGGCCCCCAGAUCAAUCACUUGGCAUGGGUCGAUGCUCCUUGGGAGCAACUUUGCGCCAUCGAGUUCAAUACCCGUAUCAGCUGGGACGUCCUCGCUGCUAUCCUGUCGCGGUGUUCGAGAUCCCUACGCCAUCUCUCAAUCGACCGUGUCGGGUUUGACGGGAUCUUUCACGUCAAUCGCGGGUCAAUAAAGCUUCCAUCUCUGCGAAGCCUCACCUUGGGCCCGCACCUUCUUCAACCGACAGAGUUUUUCGGUGCGCUGGAUGUUCCGGGGUUGGUGGAACUCAACCUGAACAGGACGUUCGGGUAUCAAUACCAUGAGGCAUUCGAGGCGCUGUCGCGGCUUGCGUCGGGGGAGGGCUCGUUCCGGCUCCGCUCGUUCGUGUGGUUCGAGCCGUCCGGGCAUGUUGGGCAUCCGCCCCAAGAUUUCAUUUUGCAUGCGUUAUCGGCUCCUUCGCCCAGCUUCUUGGAUCACCUCACCCAUCUGAGGAUGGUUUCUCCCGUCACGGAUGCGCACCUCCAGGCACUCACCUGUGCCAAGGGGAGCCGGAAACCGUUACCUCGCCUUAAAUCGCUGGUGCUUGACCAGUGUUGGUCGACGGAUGGGGUCUUGUCGUCCAUGGUUCUUUCACGGAAUAAGACCUUGAGGUCCGUUUCAGCUGUCCUUUAUGGGUCUGGGAUGAUCUUGGAUCCCUGGUUCACGAGGGAUUUGGCCUUGCAGGUCCCGGGUGUACAAUUGGACAUCCGGAAAGGCUGA